Cornus florida is the source of this 1272-nucleotide messenger RNA. Its product is annotated as F-box protein At2g17036-like. The transcript has a single exon. The record is from RefSeq and is a predicted model, not a curated record. The coding region runs from base 1 to 1272 and encodes 423 amino acids. Gene Ontology annotation, molecular function: protein binding. NCBI's taxonomy places the organism in Eukaryota, Viridiplantae, Streptophyta, Magnoliopsida, Cornales, Cornaceae.
AUGUACUCAUUGGAGGGAUCAGAUUGGGCUUAUCUUCCAAAACACUUAUUGGAUUUGAUUAUGCACAAAUUGGUUUCGAUUUCCGAUUGUGUUCGCUUUGGUGCAGUUUGCAAACCAUGGCUAUCUAUGGCAAUGGAGAACAAGGUUAAAUUCUUUGAAAAUAAAUGGUGCAGACAAGUUCCAUUUUUGAUGGUCUCUACUGAAGAUAGCAAUGAAAGACGUAGUCUUUACAACAUUAGUCAUAAUAAAUUAUAUGAUUUCGAAUUACGGAUACCGUACAAAAAGAGGUUUUGUGGUUCUUCACAUGGUUGGUUGUUUACUGUUGAAGAAUCAUUCGCCAUAACCCUAAUCAAUCCGUUCUCUAGUGAUACCAUUCAGCUUCCUCCGAUUAUGGACCGUGCUGAAUUUGACCGUGCUGAAGAUCAUGUUGAGUUUGACCCCGAAAUCGAUUAUUAUGACACAACUCUUGGUGAGGUUGAAGAUGAUGUUGAAAGUGAACACGAAAUCGAUUAUUAUGACACAACUCUUGAUGAGGUUGAAGUUGAAUUUGAAGUUAUGAAGGCUACAUUGUCUGCUGACCCUGUUUCAUCUCCUAAUGACUAUAUUGUUAGUGCGAUCUAUAGUGGUUAUAAAAGACUGGCAUUCAUUCAUCCAGGAGAUGACGCUUGGACUUACAUUGAUAAAGAGAGAUUUAACCUCAUCUUUGAUGUUAUAUAUUAUAAAGGCAAUAUUUUUGCAGUUGAUUAUUGGAGUAGAAUCAUAAUGGUUGAUCUUAAUAGAAGGGAUGGGGAGAGUAUGGCUGCUCAAGUGAAGGUAAUUGCACCAAAGACUAAUGUGCGCAAUGAGCGAACGUAUCUUGUCGAAUCAUCUAACGGGGAUUUACUUCUUGUGCAAAGGAUUAUAAAAUAUGAUGAUAAAAAUAGUUGUCAGCAUGAAACUUUAGGGUUUAAGGUUUUCAAGUUGCUCUUAGAACAACUUGAACAGGGUUGGCCUAAGCGGGUUGAAAUGAAGAGUUUGGACGGAGACACCCUAUUUUUGGGAGAUAAUCAUUCAAUUUCUGUUUCAGCUUCCAAAUGGCCGGGUUGCCAGCCAAAUUCCAUAUACUACACUGAUGACUAUAUAGACCUUAACUUUCAUCCUCCAUUUGGUCGUUGUGACAUUGGUAUCUUCAACAUCGAGAAUGAAUGUUUUGGGACGCAUUACACUUUUGAUCCUUCACAUAAGGAUAUGCCACCCUCAAUUUGGAUUGUGCCAACCAUGUUAGGAAACUGA